AUGCGAGACGGGAACACGUUGUUUUACUGGUGGGAGCCGGAGAACUACGAGUUUGGGGUGGACAAGGUGCCUCUGCUCUUCCCCGUCUACAACGCUAGCGAGUGGGCCGUGGGGAACCAGAGGACGGAUCAGCCUCCCGGUUAUGUUGGCAAGCUGGUGAGCUCGAAUCUCCAGGCCAAGGCACCACGAGUCCAUACCCUGAUCGAACGGUUUUCUCUUAGUACCGGGAUGUUGGAAGAGCUGAACCAGCUCCUGUCUCUCAGCGGAAUCUCGGCCGGUGGUACUCCAACGGCAGGCGACGACGUAGUCUAUCGCGCGGCCUGCGAUUGGGUACGAUCCAGCGAGUCUUUGUGGAGGGCGUGGAUUCCCACGACGUGCGAUGCAGGGUCCGGUCUGGUUGAUGCAGGUGGCCAAUAUCUUCUCAGUCGUGGAGAUGACGCUGUGGGUUGCAGCACAUGUUCGUCUGGUCGUUUCUCGGAGCCUCUUCUGGAUGGCCAGGGCUUCAUUUACCGCUGUGCGAUGUGCCCCCCGGGCACUUAUCAGGAGUUCGCGAACCAAGUUGGCUGCAACGACUGCGCAUUGGGCCGCUUCGCCAAUGAGACGGGUGCCACAGCAUGCAGCCUGUGUCCGUUGGGCACCUUUGCAGACCAGGAAGGUCGCACGUCCUGCGCCAGCUGCGGGGACAAUACCUGGACCACCAUGGAUUUGGCCUUGGUGAGCAACGAGGGGAGCAGCGAUGGUGGUGGUCGCUGGAUCGAAGUGCGUGGGGCCACGUCCAAGGAUUUCUGCGUAUGUGUAGAAGGCCGCCAUUUCUGGCAGGGCCAAUGCGAGUUGUGCCUGCAGGGCACGACUUGCCUGGGGCCUACGAGCCUCAGAAUCGACCCAGGCUUCUUUGCCUUUCCCGAGCAUCCGGGCAACGUCUUCCGCUGCUUCGGUCUGGAGCAGCGUUGCCAGGGCGGCCCUCCUGGCAGCUGCGCAGCAGGCCGCAGCAACCAGAGCCUGGCCUGCGCCCAGUGCUUGCCGGGAUUCCAGGCGCAAGCCGAUGGCCAGUGCCGCGAGUGUGCGGCAGCGGACUUUGCCAUCGUCUUUGGCCUCUGCCUGCUUGGGGUGGUCUUUGUGGGAUGCCUGCACGCGUCUCUGAUCGCAGAGGAGAAGUUCGCCAGCCAUGGCAGCCAGCACGGAAGCCUGCUGAAUGUCGCGUUGGGCUUGAGCCAACUGGUGACCUGCGCGCAGGUGUUUGGCGUGAUGCGCAGAUUGCGGAUUCCCUGGGAGGCCUCUUCAUGGUUCAUGGGUGAGCCUUUUUCGCUUCUCUUGCUGACAUCGGAGUUCCUGUCACUGGAUGCGCUGGUGUAUUCUUUCAGCUCCAUUCAAUGCGUUCUCCCGUCCUCAGCAGUGGAAGAGUACCUGGCAGGCGCAUCGUUGCUUCCAUUGGCUUUCGUCUUGUCCUUGAUCCUUGUGCAUUCUGCAUACAUCAGCUGGCGAAGGAGUGGUUUGCGCCUGGAUUCGUUGGCGAAAACCUGCGGCUCGUUCUCCAUGCUCUUCAUGAUUUCAAUCCUGUCUUCAAUUCUGGAACCUUUCUAUUGCAACUUGCAUCCCAACGGGGACAGGACCAUGCAGUCCCGUCAUGACGUGCUCUGCAAUUUCCGUGCAGAGCACCUGGAGAUCUGCCUGGCUGCCAUCGCCCUGUCUACGGUUCCCAUUGCCUUUCUCUCCAUCUGUGUCCGCAUCAUUGUCUUCGAUCUUCCGAAGCGCAUUCAAAGAGCCGACGUCGGCUUUGUGAAUGCCUGUUCCUUCCUGGUUCUGCGAUACCGUCCGGGGGUAGAGGCGUUUGCCGUGAUUGUCUUGCUCAGGAACAUCCUCGUAACCUUGUCUCCUCUGAUCACAUCCCAGGCCGGCAGUCUGCUGUUGCUCUGCACAUGCCUGUACAUCACAUUCUGUGGGGUGGCGUUUUGGCAGCCCUGGCGGACGAAGCUGGCCACGUACACGGAUCUGGUGAUGCACGCUGGCUCUCUGCUUGUGUUGGACAUGGGCAAGUUCUAUGCUCCUGCAGCAGAAGAUGGCUACACAUUAAUGAUUAUUUGCAUCGUGGCUAGCGGUAUCAUGCUUGUUUGGGGCACGGUGGUUGUGCUUUGGGCUGCCCGGCACCGCUUUUUAAAGUGA
Messenger RNA from Symbiodinium necroappetens, 2160 nucleotides. Lineage: Eukaryota; Dinophyceae; Suessiales; Symbiodiniaceae. The record is from the annotation of a GenBank genome assembly.